Molecule: messenger RNA, 279 nt
Organism: Penicillium cosmopolitanum
Lineage: Eukaryota; Fungi; Ascomycota; Eurotiomycetes; Eurotiales; Aspergillaceae
Product: cytochrome c oxidase subunit VIb
Exons: 5
Coding region: 1-279 (92 amino acids)
Cellular component (GO): respiratory chain complex IV; mitochondrion
Source: RefSeq, a predicted model, not a curated record
AUGGGUGCCAUUCCGGAAGUCGACCCCGAGGAGCCUGUCGAGACCAAGCCCUUCAAGUUCGUGACUGGUUACGACGCCCGUUUCCCCCAGCAGAACCAGACCAAGCACUGCUGGCAGAACUAUGUCGACUACUACAAGUGUGUCGAGGCCAAGGGUGACGACUUCCGUCCCUGCAAGCAGUUCUACCACGCUUUCCGCUCCCUCUGCCCCAAGGCCUGGACUGACCGCUGGGACGGCCAGCGCGAGGGCGGCAACUUCCCUGCUAUCCUUGACAAAUAG